This is a messenger RNA of Neopsephotus bourkii (Bourke's parrot), 2259 nucleotides long. Its product is annotated as zinc finger protein 131-like. The record is from RefSeq and is a predicted model, not a curated record. Bases 244 to 1542 code for a protein of 432 amino acids. Gene Ontology annotation, biological process: regulation of cytokine production; regulation of immune system process; negative regulation of transcription by RNA polymerase II. Lineage: Eukaryota; Metazoa; Chordata; Aves; Psittaciformes; Psittacidae. The transcript is spliced from 7 exons. Gene Ontology annotation, molecular function: protein binding; DNA-binding transcription factor activity, RNA polymerase II-specific; RNA polymerase II cis-regulatory region sequence-specific DNA binding.
GCUGGCAGACUGACAGAGUGCCAGACUACAACUCCCAGAAUACACCGAAAAAUCAAACUGCGCACCCUAUCAUGUGAAAGGUGAUCGUGUACUACGCGACUUCCGCCGUGUAGUACAGGUUGGGAAUGCGAGUAGCGAUUGGCUGGCGCUUGAUCCGCUUGUCAACGUGCUGGGGAGCAAGAAGCGGUAACGGAGGAGUGAGCGCGGCAGGACGAGAGGCUCCUUGCGACUAGUCCUUUUGCCAUGGAUGCUGAAGAAAUGAUGGAAUGUAUCAAGGAAUUCCCUGAGCAUUAUAAAGUUAUUUUGAAUAGACUGAAUGAGCAACGUGAGCAGGAUCAGUUUACAGAUAUCACUCUGAUUGUUGAUGGUCACCAUUUCAAAGCUCAUAAGGCUGUUCUUGCUGCCUGUAGCCAGUUCUUUUACAAUUUUUUUCAAGAUUUCACUCAGGAGCCCUUGGUGGAGAUUGAAGGUGUAAGUAACAUGGCAUUUCGUCACCUAAUUGAGUUCACCUAUACAGCAAAACUAAUGGUCCAAGGUGAGGAAGAAGCAAAUGAUGUUUGGAAAGCAGCCGAAUAUCUACAGAUGUUAGAAGCAAUCAAAGCACUUGAAAUCAGGAACAAAGAAAUUUCAUCACCCUUAGAAUCAAAUCAAACACAAGAUAAAAAUAAACCAAAGAAGAGGAAGGUAGCUGAAACCUCUAAUGUUAUCACAGAAACACUACCACCUGCAGAAUCAGAGCCUGUUGAAAUUGAGGUUGAGGUUGCUGAAGGGAUGAUUGAAGUGGAAGAUGACAGCAUCGAAACACUUGAAGUAGCUUCUGCAGAGCAAUCCAUAAAGUACAUACAGACAACAGGUACAUCAGAUGCAUCCGCUUUGGCUCUUUUAGCAGAUAUCACCAGCAAGUAUCGUCAGGGAGAGGAAAAAUGCCAGAUCCGGGAAGAAGAUGAUAGUGCAUCUGAUACCUUGUGCAAACAGGUAGAAGGUUUUGAAAUUGUGGAACUUCAGCCGUCACAUAUGAAGAAUUUAUUCCGCUGUGCGAAAUGUAACCGUUCAUUUAAAUUGUUUUACCAUUUUAAGGAACACAUGAAAACACACUCUACUGAGAGGUACAAGUGUGACAUAUGCAAAAAGAGGUACCUACGAGAGACUGCUUUGAAACAGCACCUCACCUGUUACCACCUUGAUGAAGGUGGUGCCAGCAGGAAGCAAAGAUCUGGUAAAAAAAUACAUAUAUGCCAGUACUGUGAUAAGCAGUUUGACCACGUUGGACAUUUUAAAGAGCACCUUCGGAAGCACACAGGUGAAAAACCAUUUGAAUGUCCAAACUGCCAUGAACGCUUUGCUAGGAAUAGCACGCUCAAAUGUCACCUCGCAGCCUGUCAGUCUGGAGCUGGAGCUAGAAAGGGAAGAAAGAAGCUGUACGAAUGUCAGGUGUUCUGGAGCAUCACCCUGUUCCCAUGCAGUCUGGAUCAGUCCAUGGCAGAUGGUAGAGCUGCCCCUGGGGCAGUCGAUUCCAAGUGUACUGGAUGCCCCUCCAAGUAAAAGCAAACUGUGGCCUGCAUACAUUUUUCAAAUAUUUUACUAUUUUUUUCUGGAUCCUGCACCUCUUCAGGGGUCAUAUCCCAAAACACUGUAGGUGCCUGCUGUCCUAGGUCCUUGAUCAUACUAUCUCACACACCCUGCCACUCAUAACUAUCCAGCCUCAGGGAAGAUUUCCUGGUGGUAUUCUUACAUAGCUGUUUAACCUUAAACAGGGUCUGAAACAUAUUCAGCAACAUGCUGGUUCCUAGCAAAAGGACCAGGUUGGUUUCAAGGGUAUUCAAAGGAUAUUAAAAAACUUUAAAAUUCUCAAAUGCUACUGUAAUCAAUCUGGAGGAGAAGGAAGGAGGGAAGAAAGGAAGCAAGGUGUAGGAAGAUAUCUCCCCCAUAUAUUGACCGAGAAAAAGCAAAAAGUGUAAGUAUUAAUAAUUCCUAUUAGCUGACUCCUUAAGUACAGAGGUGACAGCAUUGCUGACUGCACAUACCAGAUUAGCUUCAUGAUCGGCAUUUCUAUCAUUUCAUAAGCCAGUGUUACAAAGUACAACAAAAUUAUAAUCUUAGCCCAGGCCCUAAUAAUGAUAAACAUCACCACAGGGAAUACCUACUGCAAGUAAGGUGUUACAUAUUGCAACUCUGAGACCAAGCACAACUCUGAGAGCAAAUAAAUCAAAAUUGUGACUAGUGACUAUUAAACCAAUGCAGUGAAUGCUUUAACAAAUU